Messenger RNA from Hipposideros armiger (great roundleaf bat), 7086 nucleotides. It is a transcript of the gene AKT3, whose product is annotated as AKT serine/threonine kinase 3. Gene Ontology annotation, biological process: protein phosphorylation. The coding region runs from base 138 to 1577 and encodes 479 amino acids. Gene Ontology annotation, molecular function: protein serine/threonine kinase activity; ATP binding. The transcript is spliced from 13 exons. Lineage: Eukaryota; Metazoa; Chordata; Mammalia; Chiroptera; Hipposideridae. The record is from RefSeq and is a predicted model, not a curated record.
AUUCUUUCUUCAAUACUUCCUUCCAGGCUGAGUCAUCACUAGAGAGUGGGAAGGGCAGCAGCAGCAGAGAAUCCAAACCCCAAAGCUGAUAUCACAAAGUACCAUUUCUCCAAGUUGGGGGCUAGAGGGGAGCCAUCAUGAGCGAUGUUACCAUUGUGAAAGAAGGUUGGGUUCAGAAGAGGGGAGAAUAUAUAAAAAACUGGAGGCCAAGAUAUUUCCUUUUGAAGACAGAUGGCUCAUUCAUAGGAUAUAAAGAGAAACCUCAAGAUGUGGAUUUACCUUAUCCCCUCAACAACUUCUCAGUGGCAAAAUGCCAGUUAAUGAAAACAGAACGACCAAAGCCAAACACAUUUAUUAUCAGAUGUCUCCAGUGGACCACUGUCAUAGAGAGAACAUUUCAUGUAGAUACUCCAGAGGAAAGGGAAGAAUGGACAGAAGCUAUUCAGGCGGUAGCAGACAGACUUCAGAGGCAAGAAGAGGAGAGAAUGAACUGUAGUCCAACUUCGCAAAUUGAUAAUAUCGGGGAGGAAGAAAUGGAUGCUUCUACAACUCAUCACAAAAGAAAGACAAUGAAUGAUUUUGACUAUUUGAAACUACUAGGUAAAGGCACUUUUGGGAAAGUUAUUUUGGUUCGAGAGAAGGCGAGUGGGAAAUAUUAUGCUAUGAAGAUUCUGAAGAAAGAAGUUAUUAUUGCAAAGGAUGAAGUGGCACACACUCUAACAGAAAGCAGAGUAUUAAAGAACACUAGACAUCCCUUUUUAACAUCCUUGAAAUAUUCCUUCCAGACAAAAGACCGUUUGUGUUUUGUGAUGGAAUAUGUUAAUGGGGGAGAGCUGUUUUUCCAUUUGUCGAGAGAGCGGGUGUUCUCUGAGGACCGCACACGUUUCUAUGGUGCAGAAAUUGUCUCUGCUUUGGACUAUCUGCAUUCCGGAAAGAUUGUGUACCGUGAUCUCAAGUUGGAGAAUUUGAUGCUGGAUAAAGAUGGCCACAUAAAAAUUACAGAUUUUGGACUUUGCAAAGAAGGGAUCACAGAUGCAGCUACCAUGAAGACGUUCUGUGGCACACCAGAAUACCUGGCCCCAGAGGUAUUAGAAGAUAAUGACUAUGGCCGAGCUGUGGAUUGGUGGGGCCUCGGUGUUGUCAUGUAUGAAAUGAUGUGUGGGCGGUUACCUUUUUACAACCAGGAUCAUGAGAAACUUUUUGAACUAAUACUAAUGGAAGACAUUAAAUUUCCACGAACACUCUCUUCAGAUGCAAAAUCAUUGCUUUCAGGGCUCUUGAUAAAGGAUCCAAAUAAACGCCUUGGUGGAGGACCAGAUGAUGCAAAAGAAAUUAUGAGACACAGUUUCUUCUCUGGAGUAAAUUGGCAAGAUGUAUACGAUAAAAAGCUUGUACCUCCUUUUAAGCCUCAAGUAACAUCUGAGACAGAUACCAGAUAUUUUGAUGAAGAAUUUACAGCUCAGACUAUUACAAUAACACCACCUGAAAAAUAUGAUGAGGAUGGUAUGGACUGCAUGGACAAUGAGAGGCGGCCGCACUUCCCUCAGUUUUCCUACUCUGCAAGUGGACGCGAAUAAGUCUCUUUCAUUCUGCUACUUCACUGUCAUCUUAGAUUUAUUACUGAAAACGGUUCCCGGACAUCACACCAGUCCUAGCUCUCACCAACAGCAGCAGCGCCCACACAUCCCAGACCGAUGCAGGGCCUCCACCCCUCGCCACCUCCCACCCACAUGAGAACACACAUAUACGCAAAUACACUCGACUUUUUGUUUUUGCAUGAAAUUGUAUCUCAGUCUAAGGUCUCAUGCUGUUGCUGCUACUGUCUUACUAUUAUAGCAACUUUAAGAGGUAAUUUUACAAUCUUCAAAAGUCAUGAGCCCACCAUGAUUCAUUUGUGCACCAAUGGUCAUCUUUUGAUCUUUUAGUUUUUGUUUUUCCCUAACAGUGAAGGAUAAAUGAGAUACACUGAUGCUAGGUACAUUUUUUUUUAACUUUCUAGAAGAUAAAUCAAAAAACUAAUUAGACUAAGAAGAUGUAGUUUCUAAUUCAGAACAAGCGAUUGUGGAAGGGUGGUAAUGUGCACAUGCCGAAUUUUAGUAAAGCGCAUCAGAACAGCGCCUGAUGUAGGCGUGUGUCACUCAGAUCUGGCGGAGAAUCACUAGGAAGCAUUUGAGAGAAGGACUGAACAUCUGUUGAGAUCCGUAUAUAUCUCAGUAUAUACACAUUUAAAUGCCUGUUGGAUCCUGCAGAGGAAGCCUGGUAUUAUACUUGGGACAUCCAGAUUUCAUGGGCAGCCACGGGCAAAGGAACAUUGUUCUACCAGGAAGGAAGCACACAUAUGCACAGCAGACAAGGUCACUGACAGGGUCGAGGAUAGCAUUUGCACCAGAGAGCAUUGUUUUCCUUGUGCUUGGAAUCCUUUUUCCAUUAUUACUAUUUAUCGCCUCUGAUGGCUGAAGAAUGUAGACAGGUAGAACGAUCCUGCUUUUCACCAAAAUUUGUACACCAAGGUAAACGGGGGUUUGCCUUUUUGUUUUAAUUUUUCAUUUCAGUUCUAUGUGAGUUAGCUUUUUCUCAGAUGUUAAAACUUUGAAUGUCCUUUUAUGAUUUUGUUUAUAUCGCAGUAGUAUUUAUUUUUUAGUGAUGAGAAUUGUAUGUCUUGUUAGCAAAUGCAGCUCCAACUUAACAGAAACUAGACUUACUGCAGUUUAUUCUGACCCAUGUGCGAGGAAUGUACACGCCGAUGAGAAUCAUGCACUUUUUCUCCUACGUAAAAAAAUUUUUGAUGAGGCUCUGAAAUUGUACAUAUUGGUUAGAAUUUGGCUUUGGGAGAAGAGAUACUGUCAUCUAACCCCUUGGCGCUAAACAUGAGAAAAUCCCCAACUAUGCCAAGGGGUUAAUGAAACAAAUGGACGUUGAUAUUUGCUCACUUGAGAAUUGAGAUGUUAUGGCAGCCUGGCAACAUAAUGGAACGAAGAAAAUUGAGACCUGAAUGAUGAUAAGAAAUGAACUUGACUUGGCAAAAUGAACACAUCUCGAGUACUUACGAAGUAGGCAGUCAAGGAUAAGAACCUGGUAUGUUUAUUCUGAUCAUGGUACAUUAAUCGCUGAAUUAAGCCAUCAGGGAAACAAAACAAAACAAAAGAACACCUCCAACUUUUCUUUUUCUGUAUAUACUCACGUCCCCCAUACCCAACAUUUCUCACUGAAAGGGGACAUGUAUGCAAACCUCAUCUUUCUCCUUCAUCAAUGACGAUCUUCAGAUUAAAACCUUUGGUGCUAGGAGCUGACAUUUUCCAAAGCAGCCUAUGAAGUCCAGGGGCUGGGGCCUUCCCGCGGCGAGCGGGGGGCUGUUCGGCUCCGUGGAGUGAUCAUGGAGAUGUAUUUUAGUUACAGCUCCCAAAUGGAAGACUACAGUAUGACGUAGUAUUCUGAUUGCAUUGUAUGAAAGAGCAAGUGACUUUCUCAGUAGGAUGAGUCAUUCAUAUGCAGAUGUCUUAGCCUCUUGACGCUGGAAGUGUGGAUUUAUAGAUAUGAAACCACUGCUGGCAGUGGGCGGGCCACUGGGACCGACGGGGGGUUAAAGGGCAUUUUACUAAGGCAGCUAAGACAUAUUCAGACAUAGAUUUUACCCUAAUUUUUCAUAUUUCUACCUGAGUGAAGUUCAUCCUUAGUAUUGAAUAGGAAGUUAUGGUAGCAAAUGGUAGUUCAUUCUUACUUACACAUGUCGCUCAACUUUUUUUUUUUCCACUUGGAAUUAUGUUGAAUGUUUCACUUUAACAAGAAAGUAGACUAAAAGGUAUGUCUUGUAAGUUGUCUUGCAUUCAUUUUAGAAAAAAGAAACAGGUGAGAGGAAGAGAAGGAAGCUGAGGCUGGCUGAUGACCACAGCAUUCGUUCCUUUAGAAGGAGAGUGUGACACCAUACACUAAGCACAUCAAUAGCUUUUUCUUGUUUUUUUUUUCCAGAUCUUAAGGUGAUUUCCACGACCUUGGCCAAGGACUCGUGUGUCCUAAGGAUUAAUGACAGAGUAGACUGUGCCCCAGACUGGCCACUCCUCACAGCUGGCUCUCAGUCCCCAGCCAGUGCUUGGGGCUCAGUCACUUAUCCCCUCCAGGAGUCCGUUAGUGUCACCAAGGUGUUUUCUUGGCUUAGAUUUUGAGGAACCCUUACUUUCACUCCCAGCUCUCAAUCAGCUGGCAUGGUGGAAUCAUAGAAAAACAGGACUAGGUGUAGGAGAUAUCUAAAACUUCCCUUGUGUCUGCCCGUAGCUGUAGUUUUGGAUUCUGGCAGAUGGAAAGGUGUGAAACCUGGAGUCGUUCUACAUCAGAACGCAGUUCAGACUUUGCGGACUCCACCUUGCCCUAACUGUCGUGAAGCCUGCCCUCUUGUCAUCUUGGAGGAAACUGGCCAUUUCUGCUUGGAGUUUCGGCAUGGUCGCUCACAGCUUUGCUUUCUACACUAAUCACAUAGCAUUAUUCCAGUAUUGUUUUCCAUCGCCCAUACCUGAUUCCCGGCUUCUUAAAGCUGACUGUUCUUGCAGGGGCCACUUGCUUCUCCUAGAGUACAAAAGUGAGGGCCUUCCUUACUAACUGCAGGGUCUAUAUAUCACACCUCAGUGUACACACGUUGCUGCUACUGUUUGUACUGUCUUCGGUAGACUCUCCUUAUCUUGCUCCUGGUAGCGCAUUACAGGCAAGCAUGAAAUGUAAAGUAUUUAUUUAAAUAAAAAGAAAAACCUCUAAAUCGGUAAUUGAAUUACCUCCCUGUAGCUUUAUAGUUUGUGACAUUUCUUGACCUUGCUAGUUCUUUCAUUAGAUCCGCGCAAGAUCUAGUCAUCUGGUUAAGGAUUUUAAGCAGACGCAACUACAAACCCAAGAAACUGUAUUACUAUUACUGUUGGUCAUACUAAAACUGUUUCUUUCCUUAAGUAUAUGACCCACAAGGAUGUGAAAUAACUACAAGAAACUGUUUUUGUACACUGUACAUCCUUAGUAUUUUUACACGUAUAUAAUAGGGGUGCACAUUAUUUUCCUUCGUACAGACAGCUUAAAUAAAGCACUAUGUCAAUCUGCUACUUCUCUGUUUAUUGUUGUGGGAUGUGGUUCUGUAAUCUCAGACAAUUAAAUCAUUCUCUGAAGAAAACAAAAGAUUUUUAAUAGCCCCGCCUCGUGUUAACUUACCCUGUAAAAAAAAAAAUGUGACAGGAAACUAUGUAAAUUUCUUGUAGCUCAAAACACACGCGGGAUUAUUUUAUUACUUCAAUAAAAUGGUGAUGGUGCAGUUGUACAAACUCUGAUGAAGGGCUACGUCCACAGGGGAGACGCUGACCUCCCAGCGCUGGCUGGGUUUCGGAGAGACCUGCUGUGAAGCCAGGCAUGGGUUAGGUCUCCGUGGAGGUUCAUGAAGACCCUAGAAACCUUCACACCAGAUGGCUUGCACCCAGAAUUCUUAAGGAGUGUAUCUCCCUAGUUAUGUCUUCCUGAUCAUGUGUUGCUCUGCAUACUUCCUUUCUGAGAGUCUGGUUUUAGAACUUCAUGGCAAAUGAACAAACGUAGACGUGGGUAGUAGAGGGGUAGGGUGGUUGGACUAUGAUCUGAUUUACCUAGAGUCAUUUUGGAUGGGGCCUUUUUUCUGAUUUUACCUCAUAAACCUCCUGUUGUAGAAACUUGGCUUUGCUCCUGUGACUAAGCCAGAGAGAGGAGUGGCUUUGGGACCAAAGUUAGUUAAGCAUGUAUGUGUGUGUCACACAGCCAAAUUCGAGGGCAUUCUUACACGUGCUCUCCUCAAAACCACUGGGGUUGACAGAUCAGGAGACGAAAAUAAAGUGACCUCUAUACUUCUUUAAAGGUGCUAUUUUUAGACUAUUGUAUAAUUUAUUUACUGUAUUCCUAAAACAAUUAGGGACAAGUAACCUAUCUUAUGUGACAGCCUUUAUGUCUAGCACAUUUGAGGAAAUCAAAAACUUCUGACUCAGAAUAGAAGAAGUUCAGCUCUUUCAGGCUUGAACCUUUUCAUGCUCCAGAGAUGCCAAUGGUCUUUGCAUGUGUAUCAUCCCAUCGCCUCUGAUGCCUGAUCCACGUGACGUGAGGCUGAGGGGCCUCGGUGGUGAUGAAGGUGAUAGAUUGCUGGCCAGGGACAACAGCCUGAGGUCAGGGACGUGCCCCCACGGCAGCCCUGCCUUUAGUGUUCCAUUGUCAUCUUCAAAGACAACGCAACAUUUCAGUGCCCAUUUUUAUUCCUUUUAAGCAUUUGAGGGCUUAACUGUGUAUAGUUGAAAUACUAUUUUAAACUAAAAUGAUCUGUGUACAGAUAGCCGAUAGAGCUCUAAGAAAUGUUGUGAUUUCACUGAGUACGUUUUUAGGUUCCUCUCAAAUACUGCAUAUGGAAGAAGCAACGUGACACCACCGAGCCAGAGAUGCUCUUUUGUCUGUUUUUGUUGUUAAUCAAGUGGAGAGAAUAAUGCUUCGUGCUUCCUGGUGUCUCCCGAUUGUGCACAAAUUAGCAGGACGAUAAAUAACGGAGUCUUACGGGACGUUGAUGAACGGCAAAGUGGAAGGGUGAUACGUAGAUCACACAGGGGGAAAGAAAUGUGAAUGGCAGGGAAAAAAAGUGUGGUUAAUACCCUUUGGCCUCGUUGAUAUAUGUGCCUUUUUGGUGUGUUUUGUUCAUCACUACAAGGUAAAAAGUAAACAUUGCAAUUCCAGUCUUGAAAAAGUUCAUUUAUUGAAAUCCAAAUGUGUAACAUAGCAUACAAAUGAGCAGAUUUAAAACUAUAAUAACUUCAAGCCAUUUCUGGAAACAUACACCAGGAGGUCUCCUCGUCCAGUGUCAGACUUCAGCUCCAGCCUGUCCAUCAUGCGGGGACGGCUCGGCCGCAGACGUGGUGAUGACGGCGAGGCCCACUGCCAUGUGAGGCGGGGGCCACCGGAGUCGCGGUGCAUUGUGACAUAUUCCGUACAAAUCAGAUGAAUGUAAAUAUCUCUUUGUAAAUCAUUUAUUUCACUGUUUCAUCCAGGUCAGCAAUCAGAUUGUGGCAUGCUGGGUAACUGGAAAAAAAAUGAUAAUAAAAAGUAAGUUUAAAUAGA